GGGCAGAAGGCAGCCAUGAGAGGAACGAAGGUCUACACUGGUGAUGAAAGCGACGAGAGCCAGAGAGGAUGGAAGAGCGGCUGUGGGCCCCCACACCCACUCGCUCACAGCUCACUCGCACAGAUGGGUGCAUUCAAGGGGCUGCCUCAGAGACCACCUGACCCCCGUGGCCAAACGACGAGUGACAGGCACCCCCAGAGCCUGAGCAGGCCCACCUAUGGCUCCAUCUCCAGCUCGCCACAUCCGGGGCCACAGCAAGCGCCUCCCCAGCAGACCUACCUAAGCAAGAAGAUCCCCAUCCCGGAUGCAAAACCGGGCACAUUCAGCCUGCGGAAGCUGUGGGCAUUCACAGGACCUGGCUUCCUCAUGAGCAUCGCUUUCCUGGACCCGGGAAACAUUGAGUCAGACCUUCAAGCUGGCGCUCUGGCUAGAUUCAAACUGCUUUGGGUACUGCUCUGGGCCACAGUGCUGGGCUUGCUCUGCCAGCGACUGGCUGCCCGGCUAGGCGUGGUGACAGGCAAGGACUUGGGCGAGGCCUGCCAUCUCUACUACCCUAAGGUGCCCCGAAUCUUCCUCUGGCUGACCAUCGAGCUGGCCAUUGUGGGCUCAGACAUGCAGGAGGUCAUUGGCACAGCUAUCGCACUCAAUCUGCUCUCCGCUGGACGAAUUCCGCUCUGGGGUGGCGUCCUAAUCACCAUCGUGGACACCUUUUUCUUCCUCUUUCUGGAUAACUAUGGGUUGCGGAAACUGGAAGGAUUUUUUGGACUCCUUAUUACCAUUAUGGCCUUGACCUUCGGCUAUGAGUAUGUGGUGGCGCGUCCUGAGCAAGGGGCGCUUCUCCGGAGUCUGUUCCUGCCCUCCUGCCAGGGCUGCGGCCAGCCGGAGCUGCUGCAGGCCGUGGGCAUCGUUGGCGCCAACAUCAUGCCUCACAACUUCUACCUGCACUCGGCCUUGGUCAAGUCUCGGGAGGUAGACCGAGCCCGCCGGGCAGACAUCCGGGAAGCCAACAUGUACUUCCUGAUUGAGGCCACCAUCGCCCUGUCUGUCUCCUUUGUCAUCAACCUCUUCGUUAUGGCCGUCUUCGGGCAGGCCUUCUACCAGCAAAGCAACCUGGAUGCGUUCAACGUUUGUGCCAACAGCAGCCUCCACGACUACGCCAAGAUCUUCCCCAGGAACAACCACACAGUGUCUGUAGACAUUUACCAAGGAGGCGUGAUCCUGGGAUGUCUCUUUGGCCCUGCAGCCCUCUACAUCUGGGCUGUGGGUCUCCUGGCUGCAGGGCAGAGCUCCACUAUGACGGGCACCUACGCGGGGCAGUUCGUGAUGGAGGGCUUCCUGAAGCUGCGGUGGUCUCGCUUCGCCCGGGUCCUCCUCACCCGCUCCUGCGCCAUCCUGCCCACCGUGCUGGUGGCUGUCUUCAGGGACCUCAGGGACCUAUCGGACCUAAACGAUCUGCUCAACGUGCUGCAGAGCCUGCUGCUUCCCUUUGCUGUGCUGCCCAUCCUGACAUUCACCAGCAUGCCGGCUAUCAUGCAGGAAUUUGCCAAUGGCCGGCUAAGCAAGGUGGUCACCUCCUGCAUCAUGGCCCUGAUCUGUGCCAUCAACCUCUUCUUGGUGGUCAGCUACCUGACCAGACUCUCCCACCCUGCCUACUUUGGUCUCGUAGCUGUACUGGCCGCAGCCUACCUGGCUCUCACUGCCUACUUGGCCUGGACCUGCUGCAUCGCACUCGGAGCGACCAUUCUGACCCAUAGCUCCCACCAGCACUUCCUGUAUGGGCUCCAUGAAGAAAAGCAGAAGGAUGAGGAGAGCUCUGGAUGAGCCCCGACGCAGGGUCUGGCUAAGAGGUGGCCAGAAGGGAGCAGACUGGCUUGCCGGACACCCACAGUUGCAGCCAAACACUUUUGGAGGCUGGCCCAGUGGGGUCCUUGAGGACUUGCUUUUUUUAGUUUAGAUAAAUGCUUAACCUCUG
Messenger RNA from Fukomys damarensis (Damara mole-rat), 1972 nucleotides. RefSeq names its product solute carrier family 11 member 1 (gene Slc11a1). Gene Ontology annotation, biological process: metal ion transport. Gene Ontology annotation, cellular component: plasma membrane. The transcript is spliced from 16 exons. The coding region runs from base 16 to 1821 and encodes 601 amino acids. Gene Ontology annotation, molecular function: manganese ion transmembrane transporter activity; iron ion transmembrane transporter activity; cadmium ion transmembrane transporter activity. The record is from RefSeq and is a predicted model, not a curated record. NCBI's taxonomy places the organism in Eukaryota, Metazoa, Chordata, Mammalia, Rodentia, Bathyergidae.